Molecule: messenger RNA, 1313 nt
Organism: Trichoplusia ni (cabbage looper)
Lineage: Eukaryota; Metazoa; Arthropoda; Insecta; Lepidoptera; Noctuidae
Exons: 6
Coding region: 97-711 (204 amino acids)
Biological process (GO): innate immune response; regulation of Toll signaling pathway; central nervous system formation
Cellular component (GO): extracellular region
Molecular function (GO): Toll binding; growth factor activity
Source: RefSeq, a predicted model, not a curated record
ACCCUAUAUAGCCGUACACACAAUAUACCUUUAGUGCCGUCAACGAGACACGACGGAUCGCACGUGUCUCAAAGCCGUGAUCAGUGUUCAUGAAAAAUGUUCGUGAGAAUUUGUUUCGUUUUCUGUGCGCUAAGCGGUCUAAAGCUGGUAUGUGGAGCUCCUCAAAAAGAUGCAGACUCAGCCAUUGUUUUCCCUGGACCAGUACAGGAUGUAAGCUCCAGAUACGGAAAUGAUUCAAAUGUACCCGAUAAGUGCAAAAACCUUAACUUCUGUAACAUCAAACCUAAGGACUAUCCACAAGAAACAUUUAAUAAAAUGUUCAAAGGAAAAAUUAAGGAGCCAAUAUUCCAGCCGACGUUUGUUAUGACGGAUGAUCGCCAAGGGGACUACGAAGACAUGGACGAUUGCGAAUCAACAAUCUCUUUCGAGAGACUCUACCAAGUGAAAGCUGGUGACGGCAAAUGGCAUACGGUCGUGCAAGCCCCGGAUGAGAACUACUUGCAGAUGGUGCGCAUAGAGACUUGUGUGAAUUCAGGAGCUUCGUGCUUUAAAGACCACAGUGGUCCAUUCUCAUAUGAAACACAUUGCAUACAGAAGAAUAACGCGUGGGAGAUGCUUGUCCAUAGUCCAGAAACUGGACCCCAGACGAUUAAGGUGGAACUGCCCGUAUGCUGUUCCUGUCAUUUUAGACACAAAGAUUACAAAAAAUAAUCUCUGAAAUAAGCGAACUUAUUAAAGAUUACGAGUGACCUGUUCAUAUUUAUGCAAGAUUACUGGCAAAGAAGAAUAGCAGCGUUAGAUACCUCUUAUUAUCUGUAUUCCCAGUUAGGUUAUUAUAUAAAUAAACUGUUACCUAAUAACUUCAUUGUUACUAGUCAAAUUAUUUUAUGAUUAAAGUUAUUUAACAAAAUGUGAUGUUAUUUAUUUGCUGGCUAUUUUACGUUCUAAUGUGCUUAUCUUUGCUUUUGCCCUUGUGAAAAGAAGAUUGCGCACAUAAGUAGGUCCUCGCAUAGCGUGUCUCCCUUCCAUAGAGGCGUUACCCUGUUUUGUGUGUUCUUAGUUAGCACUAAACUCCUGUUAGUGGUAGUAUUUGACUGACAUGUAAUUUGGAUCUAUCCUAAAAAUCACUACUUGAUAACUGACGAAUAUUGAGUCGUGACAACUUAACUAUUUGCAAGAACCUUUCAGAACUUUUUUAUGAAAGGAAUUCUCUAAUGAACAAUAUAAGUCGUAUUAUCGCUUUUUAGUUUUCUAACGCUUAUCUAUCGGGAUCACCUGAAUAGUUUUGGACCUAACCGGAGUCCAAUAGUCCA